CAUCAAGAUGUUUGCUGUUCAUCUUAUUUCCUUCUUCUUCUCCAAACUCCAGGAGGACCCCACAAAGAAGGUGGACAGGUUUCUGUACGCCAUGCGUCUCCAUGACGACCAGUUAAGUGACAUCUCGGCUCGUUUCCAGGCUGAAAUGAGGAAGGGGCUUUCAGCAGAAAGCAACGCUGCAGCAUCAGUGAAGAUGCUGCCAACACAUGUCCGCUCCACUCCUGAUGGAUCAGAGAAAGGACAGUUUCUGGCAUUGGAUCUUGGAGGCUCUAGGUUUAAGGUGCUCCAAGUUAAAGUGAGAGAGGGUAUGGGGAUUAGGAGGGGAGGAGUGGAGAUGGUGGAGAAGACCUACCCCAUACCUAAGGAGCUACUCAUUGGGAAAGGAACAGAGCUAUUUGACCACGUGUCAGAGUCUCUAAAGGACUUCCUGCAUGAGAAGAACAUCACUUUGGAGAAGAAACAUCCUCUGGCCUUCACGUUCUCUUUCCCCUGUGAACAGUCCACCUUAAAUCAGGGAUUAUUGGUAAACUGGAGUAAAAACUACAGGGCUCGAGGCCUCCAGGGUAAAGAUGUGGUCCAGGCCCUCAGAGAAGCAAUAGACAGAACUGGGGGUAUGGAUGUAGAGGUGUUAGCCAUGGUUAACGACACUGUAGCAACCAUGAUGACCUGCGGUUUUGAUGACCAGUACUGUGAUGUAGGACUCAUUAUCGGCACUGGCACCAAUGCAUGCUAUAUGGAGGAGCUGCGUCACGUUGACCUGGUGGAGGGAGACGAGGGCAGGAUGUGUGUGAACACUGAGUGGGGAGCCUUCGGAGACGACGGGGCUUUGAAUGAUUACAUCACAGAGUUUGACAGGGAUGUGGAUGCAGCCUCCAACAACCCUGGAAAACAAAUCCUAGAGAAGAUGGUCAGUGGGAUGUAUCUGGGCGAGUUAGUGAGGCUGGUUGUAUUAAAGAUGGCUAAACUCGGACUGCUUUUUGAUGGACAUGUGUCUGAUGCCCUGAGAACUAAAGGGAAGAUAACCACGGCACAUGUAGCAGCCAUGGAGGAAUACAAAAAUGGUCUGAAGAACACCAGAAACAUUCUCAUGGAUCUUGAUUUGACUCCGACAUCCGAUGACUGUGUUGCUGUUCAACAUGUCAGCACCAUAGUGUCCUUCAGGUCCUCAAAUCUGGUGGCUGCAGGACUUGCUGCCAUUUUGACUCGAAUAAAGCAAAACCGGAAUUUGAGGACAGUAAGGAUCACUGUAGGUGUGGAUGGAACUCUGUACAAGACGCAUCCACAGUAUCCUUCCCGUCUCCAUAAAGUAGUGCGCCGGCUGCUUCCUGAGUGCCAUGUCAGGUUUGCCCUCUCAGACAGCGGCAGCAGCAAAGGAGCUGCCCUGGUAACAGCAGUCGCCCAACGACUGGCAUCACGAAGGCGGCAGGUGGAUGAGACGCUGUCUCCAUUCAGACUGAGCCAAGAGCAGCUCCAGUUGGUCAAGACCAGGAUGAGGACGGGGCUGGAGGCAGGGCUCAAGAGUAAAGGCCCCUCUACUAUCAAGAUGCUGCCUUCUUUUGUGUACCGUACACCUGACGGCACAGAACAUGGAAAGUACCUCGCCUUGGAUCUGGGAGGGACAAACUUCAGAGCUUUGCUGGUGAACUUUAAAAAAGGUCUGCAACAGAACACCCGGCUAUACCACAAGAUCUACACCAUACCGCUGGAGAUAAUGCAGGGAAGUGGAGAAGAGUUGUUUGAUCAUAUAGCGCAGUGUGUAAGUGACUUCCUGGACUACAUGGGGAUGAAGAACGCUCAUCUUCCUGCAGGCUUCACCUUCUCUUUCCCCUGCGAGCAGACAUCUAUUGACACGGGCACAUUGGUGAGCUGGACCAAAGGCUUCAAGGCCACAGACUGUGAAGGACAUGAUGUUGUGAGCAUGCUGAGGGAUGCCAUCAAGAGACGCAACGAGUUUGACUUGGACAUUGUAGCAGUAGUCAAUGACACAGUGGGGACCAUGAUGAGCUGUGCCUAUGAAGACCCUGAGUGUGAAAUUGGACUGAUUGCUGGAACUGGCACUAAUGUUUGUUACAUGGAGGAGCUGAAGAACAUUGAAAAAAAGGUGGGGGAUGCUGAGAUACCAAAGAUGUGUAUAAACACAGAGUGGGGAGGUCUGGGUGAUGAUGGCUCUCUCAAUGACAUCAUCACACCUUAUGACAUUGAGGUUGACCAAAGCUCACUGAACCCUGGAAAACAAAGGUUUGAAAAGCUGACCAGUGGGAUGUAUUUAGGAGAAGUUGUUCGUCAGGUAUUGUUGGAUUUAACCAGAGGAGGUUUGCUGUUCAGAGGACACGUCACUGAAGCUUUGAAAACACCUGGAAUAUUCCAAACCAAAUACCUGUCACAAAUAGAGAGUGACCGCCUGGCUCUACUGCAGGUCCGAUCUAUUCUCCAACAGCUGGGGCUCGACAGCACCUGUGAUGACAGCAUCAUUGUCAAAGAGGUAUGUGGAGCAGUGUCACGUCGUGCAGCUGUGCUGUGUGGGGCAGGAAUGGCGGCCGUGGUCGAUAAGAUCAGAGAGAACCGAGGCCUGGACCAUCUAAACAUCACUGUAGGGGUGGACGGUGCACUCUACAAACUACAUCCACAUUUUGCUGAAGUCCUUCAAGAGACUGCCAGAGUUUUGGCUCCUCAGUGUAACGUGACUUUCCUGCCAUCCGAAGAAGGCAGCGGAAAGGGUGCUGCCCUCAUCACAGCUGUGGCCAGACAAAAGCUCUAAUGCCAAGUUCCAUCAGCACCGCUGUUCUCGUUGCAAUUGUCGCCUUUUGAUAAUUGUGUGUUUGUUACUGUU
Messenger RNA from Perca flavescens (yellow perch), 2830 nucleotides. RefSeq names its product hexokinase domain containing 1 (gene hkdc1). NCBI's taxonomy places the organism in Eukaryota, Metazoa, Chordata, Actinopteri, Perciformes, Percidae. Gene Ontology annotation, cellular component: cytosol; mitochondrion. Gene Ontology annotation, biological process: intracellular glucose homeostasis; carbohydrate phosphorylation; glucose 6-phosphate metabolic process. The transcript is spliced from 21 exons. The record is from RefSeq and is a predicted model, not a curated record. The coding region runs from base 8 to 2758 and encodes 916 amino acids. Gene Ontology annotation, molecular function: ATP binding; fructokinase activity; D-glucose binding.